AUGGACAAGCAAGAGCAUGACAUUGUUGUUCAUUUUGACAACUCUAUUUUCACCAUUAAUCAGGUCGACCCUGAUAGGUAUUGUUGUAUGGAUAUGGUAACAGAUGUUGCAGAAGUUACUAAUGUUUUUAUGAGUGAUAGUUUAUCGAAUGUAAUAAUUGCUAUUACAGUUGAUAGGCUAAAUGAUAGUGGAAAACUUCCUAAAGUUGAUGACAACAAACCUAAUGCUGAAAAUGAUGACAAGGAUGCAAAUAGGCAUGAAGUUGAUGAUGUGGAUGAUGACUGGAUAGUUGAUGGUGAUGAUGCCCCCAAUGUUAGUUAUGAGUAUAAUGAUGAUACCAUCAACACACAAUUAGAUGAAAACAGUGACGAUGUGUUUUCAGAUUAUCAAUCAGGGGUGAAAGAUAUGUUAGUAGUACAGAUUCUGAGAAACUUGAGGUUGAAGUGGAUGAAACACAUAGAAGGGGUCGACCCUGAUAGGUAUUGUUGUAUGGAUAUGGUAACAGAUGUUGCAGAAGUUACUAAUGUUUUUAUGAGUGAUAGUUUAUCGAAUGUAAUAAUUGCUAUUACAGUUGAUAGGCUAAAUGAUAGUGGAAAACUUCCUAAAGUUGAUGACAACAAACCUAAUGCUGAAAAUGAUGACAAGGAUGCAAAUAGGCAUGAAGUUGAUGAUGUGGAUGAUGACUGGAUAGUUGAUGGUGAUGAUGCCCCCAAUGUUAGUUAUGAGUAUAAUGAUGAUACCAUCAACACACAAUUAGAUGAAAACAGUGACGAUGUGUUUUCAGAUUAUCAAUCAGGGGUGAAAGAUAUGUUAGUAGUACAGAUUCUGAGAAACUUGAGGUUGAAGUGGAUGAAACACAUAGAAGGGGUAGGAAAAGAAAUGGCUCUUGAUGGGAAUAAAGGUUUGUUUCCAGUGGUGUAUGGAGUGAUUGAAAGUGAAAGGACAAAAAGUUGGGAUGGUUUCUUCAAAAUCUACAUGGUGUCAUUGGAGCAGCUCAUAGGACCAAAUCUUGGACCUUUAUCUCAGACAACCAGAAGGUAUGCUUCUAACUUGUAA
Messenger RNA from Ilex paraguariensis (yerba mate), 1056 nucleotides. The record is from the annotation of a GenBank genome assembly. Lineage: Eukaryota; Viridiplantae; Streptophyta; Magnoliopsida; Aquifoliales; Aquifoliaceae.